CUUAAUUUGCAGAGACAUUUGUGAUUCUUAUACUAAGACAAAGGAAUUGCACAUGGGGAGGAAAGGGUGGUUUUAUUCAGUGAAGAAAGUUUUCUUUUCUGAUUCCAAAAAGGAACAGAAACAUUCUUCUCAUCAUCAGCAACAACAUCAUCCUAAACCACCAAAGUUAGGAUGUUUUGGGGCUUAUCACCCCGAUGAUCUAGAAGGAGCACCAAUUGCUGUUGUUCCCUCACUUCCACCAAGAAAAGACACCACACCAAGAAGUUUGCCAGAGAAUGAACAGAAUAACCAGGCCUUUUCUUUGGUUUUGGCUACUGCCGUGGCUGCAGGGGCUGCUGUAGCCGCUGCUGCAGAGGUUUCUCGUCCCUCAACCACGAGUCGUCAAAAUGUAAAAUUGAAUGAUGACAUGGCUGCUACCACGAUUCAAACAGCCUAUCGUGGAUAUUUGGCAAGAAGAUCCUUGCGAGGCCUGAGAGGUUUGGCGAGGUUGAGAACAUUGGUGCAAGGGCAAUCUGUUCAAAGGCAAGCAGCUACUACCUUGCAAUGCAUGCAAACUCUUUCACGGUUGCAGUCUCAGAUUCGUGCAAGGAAGGUCAGAAUGUCUGAGGAGAAUCAGACUCUUAACCGGCAACUGCUGCAGAAACGUGAAAAGGAAUUGGACAAGUUGCAAGCUAACCAAAUUGGAGAAAAAUGGGACGAUAGCUCGAAAUCAAAGGAGCAAGUUGAGGCACAGGUGUUGAACAGGCAGAUAGCAGCUAUGAGAAGACAGAAGGCCUUGGCAUAUGCAUCAACACAUCAGCAAACACGGAAGAACUCUUCAAAAUCUGCCACAAAUGCUACAUUUAUGGAUCCAAACAAUCCCCACUGGGGCUGGAACUGGCUAGAGCGAUGGAUGGCUACUAGGCCAUGGGAAGAUCAAAACACUACCUACCACAUUGGUCAUGCAUCUGCUAAGAGUGGUGCAAAAAACACCAUGUCAGUUGGUGAAAUCACAAAAUUAUACUCUCUCCGGGACCAGAACAAUGAUGUCAAAACACCCCCAGAAAACCAAAAACCAAAAUCCCCUUCAAAAAGAGACCCAAGGGUCUCGCUAGCCAAUGUAACAAGGCCAAAGGUAUCAAGUGGUUCAUGGGGUGGUGAAGGUGAUUCAAAAUCCAUGUUUUACAAAGUCCAUGAAAACAAUCGCAGGCACAGCAUUGGAGUGUCACCACUGAAUGAUGACGAGAUCCCUUCAAGCUCUUCACCUGCUUUUCCAAGUCACACAACACCAUCCACCCAGGUUGCAAAGGCCAAGCCAUCAUCCAAAGGGAGAAGUUCAUCAUUUGCUGCACAAAGAAAUACAACACCCGAAAAAACAGCUUCUGCUCCUUUAAAGAAGAGACUCUCUUUCCCUUCUUCUCCAGCCGGUGCAAGAAGGUAUUCUGUUUCAACCAGACCUGGAAAUGUGGCUUCCAACAAGAGUGUUGCUAAUGGUUCCUCCCCUGAAGAGAAAAUGAGAGUGAGAAGGUAGAGAUGCAUCAUGCAUGCCAUUGGUGUACUUAGAAUAGAAACAUGAACAAAGAUUAUUCAAAUUACAAAAGGUGGCACCAAUAUCUUUUAUAGUAGUCUCUAUCAACUUUUUCUUCACAAGCCAUGUUGUUGGUGCAAUGGAAGGAGAUGCAAUAAAAUUUGACUGAUCAAGUAUUCAUUUGAUCCCCACAGUUGUCUUUAUAACCAUGCAGACAACUUUUUCUUUUACUUUAACUGACUGUAGUAGUUCCAUGUUAUAUAUGUAACAAGAUUAUUGCUUUUGGGGGCGAUAUUUAAACAUACAUUAUGUAAACAUGUACUACAUUGUUUAUCCCCUUUGUAAAGUACUCAUGAAUUCAAGACCAUAUGGUUCUGGCUCUGAUGG
Vigna radiata var. radiata (mung bean) is the source of this 1894-nucleotide messenger RNA. RefSeq names its product protein IQ-DOMAIN 1. NCBI's taxonomy places the organism in Eukaryota, Viridiplantae, Streptophyta, Magnoliopsida, Fabales, Fabaceae. Bases 53 to 1510 code for a protein of 485 amino acids. The record is from RefSeq and is a predicted model, not a curated record. The transcript has 6 exons. Gene Ontology annotation, molecular function: protein binding.